AUGUACAGAUGCAUGGUUGACGUGGAACAGGUGGAAGCAGCGUCUUUGCUGGCGUCGCUCGGGCUGGACACGGACACUCGUGAAUCACUCGCCAACCGCUGGCAUGUUAGGUGGACAAAUGGGAAUCGGAGGGAUGAUACGCAUCGUGUACUUUAUCAGUGCGAUUGCGGUUAUAAUCAUACUGCCGCGGGGACGAAGAUCCGUCAGAAUCCCGUACCGUUCACGGAAUGCCCUGCUCAUGUGGAACUCACCUAUGUCGUCAGCACACAACGUAUCCUUAGAAUCCGCGGACUCUCCAAGCACAAUGCUGCAUGCGAAGCCGCUGAGUAUAGCCAGAUACCCCGUUGCCCUCUUCAUCCGUCCGUCUUCGCUGUGGCCCUCAAACAGCUUGCUGAAGGGGUCAAUCUAGACAACAUACACGAGAAGAAUACUCAGAUGUUCAAAGCCGGUCUAUAUAAAGGACAACCGACGAACAUGGACGAGAGCAAGUCAGCGUACCGUUGGCUCCUGAAGCGCCAUGACACACGGUCACUCUAUCGGCAAUACAACUGCCUGCACGGUAUCAAUGUUACUGAAGCCGCCAAUGUCAAUAUCGAUGAAUGGAUGGACAAGACCUCGCCUCGAUACAAUCCCAAGAUCGCGGAUGCGAUCUUCCACUAUUCUGCGCGUGCAGAGCGGGGCGAUCGAUUUGAAGUAUGCAUUGCGACUGAUGAGAUGAAGGAGGCGGCGUGGCGUCACGGAGAUCGAAGCCAAAUUCUCCUGGAUGGAACGUUUGGGGUCAGUACAAAGAAGAUCCUUCUAUUUAUCCUGAUGGGGCUAGACGAGAAACGUCGCGGCGAACCUCUCGCAAUGUUCCUUUUCUCUGCUCCUUCUGGUAAUCGCCACACUGCCGCUGGGUACAAUACGGAGAUCCUGGAGAAGCUUCUGAGAGCUUGGAGGACCUCACUAGGUGAGAGGGAUGGACGUACCUUCAAUCCCGCCGUAGCGAUCACCGAUACCGAUCUCAUGGAACGCAACGCCCUCAUGCGAGUGUUCCCCGACAUAUGGCUCCUGAUCUGCAAGUUUCAUCUUCCUCGAAUGGCCCGCCUCGAAACCGAACUCGUCGCCACAACAAAUUUUAACGAGGCUCGGGAGAUGUUGGCGAAGGAGAAGGCCGUGCUUGAAAGGAUGCUGGUGGACUAUCCAAUGAUCGCGUCGAACGGCCUGGAGCACCUCCGUUAUCUUGGUGACGGGUACUGGAUGAAAGACGAGAGCCUGUGGAGAAGCUGGUCGGACUAUGGACGCCGAUACGCCGCUGUACUCCUUCAUUGCGACAUCGAAGGGGUACUCACCACGACGAAUCAUCUCGAGUCCUUUAACGGAAUCUUGAAGCGCAAACACCUGCGUCGCUGGCAGCGAGGGAACCGACGUCUCCGAGUCGAUGUGCUCAUCAAGCUACUCGUCACGAAGAUUCUUCCGGCGAUAUUUGAGCAACGAACGCUUGAAGUACAGGAGGAGGAUCAUUGGAGGAGGAUCUUGUUGACCCUACCAGGAGGCACAGCUCUCGUUAGCGGGCUGUCAUCGAACGCCGGCCGUGCUGUUCUACCGCCUAUCGCCUACUUUGUGCAAGACACCGCACGCGACCAGGCGGCAGCCGAACUUCUACAAGAGAAUCAAAUCAGCGUACCUGCUUUCGACUUUCGGACCCAAAGCUUCCUCUUCACAUGUUACUCGUCGUACGCAACUGUCUACGAUCCUCAUCCGACCCUGUACAAUAUCGCGGUUUCGACAGAUGGUUCGGGUUGCUGUGACUGCGCCGACUUCACUCAACGAGGAGGAGCAUGUAAGCAUCUCCGUGCCGCGCUCCUUUGGCUCGACAAGCGCCGCAGUGAAGACCCGAGAACGCCAUCAGUCACUUUGCCUUGCUCGGAGGACGAAGCACGGAAACGUACACGGACAGACCUCUUCUCACGGCUUCAAGACACGGGCGGAGUCGCACCAUCCCUACCAACUGGUGUUAUGCGAGGCAUCCCAGCUGCAGUCGUAGAUGAGGCCAUACGAGAAGCAAACGAGAUGUUGUACGAGGACGUGGGCGAGGACGGAGAGGGGAAGGAAGACUCCAGAGAAGACGGGGAGGAAGAGGACGACGACAGCGAUCUUGAGAGUGUGGCAACGGACGCUGGCGAAGACGGCGAGUUUAUAUUCACAGCGCUUGGUCAUACAGGUAGCACUCGGCGUGCGAUCGACGAGCAAACUUUCGCAAGAGUGCUAUUCGACCUGGCCUGUGUGGCACCGAAGCUCGGUCAGCUCGGACGCUACCUCAAGGACACUCACGGAAUGUUCAGCCCUGCUGAUGCAGAGAAGGCCGCUCAAGCAAAGGCAGAUAUCGAUCUGCUUUCCGAGCAGUUAGGGCGCCUCCUAGAGAUGAAAGGCCCACCCAUAUCGGAGCCACAUCAAACAAGCGCCACACCAGAGCGUCCACAAACCCCGAAACCUACCUUUGCCACAUCAUUAUCUCUCAGCAAGCAAGAGGUCGCCAAAGGUUCACAGAGUGGUGGACAAAGUGAGGUAGAGCGUAUGAGGUUGAAGAGAGCAUCUCUCUACCCACACUCGCCAGAGAAGGAUGCAAAGCGGCAUCAAUCUUACGGCCACGAUUGA
Stereum hirsutum FP-91666 SS1 is the source of this 2637-nucleotide messenger RNA. RefSeq lists its product as uncharacterized. NCBI's taxonomy places the organism in Eukaryota, Fungi, Basidiomycota, Agaricomycetes, Russulales, Stereaceae. Gene Ontology annotation, molecular function: zinc ion binding. The transcript has 3 exons. The coding region runs from base 1 to 2637 and encodes 878 amino acids. The record is from RefSeq and is a predicted model, not a curated record.